Rotaria sp. Silwood2 is the source of this 1989-nucleotide messenger RNA. NCBI's taxonomy places the organism in Eukaryota, Metazoa, Rotifera, Eurotatoria, Philodinida, Philodinidae. The record is from the annotation of a GenBank genome assembly.
AUGCCAUUACGAGUAAGAAAUUUAAUGGAGAAAGUAGGCGAUGAACUCAUUCUGAAAAUUCAACUGGGUCGUACACCUGUUCAAGAUCUCCCUCUUAAGAUACUUAACUUUUUAAGCGAUUCGAAAUUCACCAAUAAACAACUUGAACUUGGCUAUGAUGAAAUCUAUCACAAUUAUUUACUUAUUACUAUAAAGAAUAGUCAUGUACCCGAUACACUACAACAUAUACUUGGAAAUGUUACACAAAAUGAAACUGCUAGCAGUGUUCUGAAACUUGAAAAAGCACAACGUAUUGCUCUCAAAUAUCCAACUAUACCCGAUGAAUUGAUCGAUGUAUAUGAUAUUCCACUAACACCAAAUAAACCAUUAACACUCAAUCGAUUAAUUUCUACAGCCUCAAAUGUCGACAAAAAUUUUUACAAAUAUGAUGCUGGUGAAAAUAAUAUGUGUCAAACAUUUGUCGAAAACAUUAUCGACAUCAAUGGUUUGACGCCUAACAUUGUUGAUCAAGCAACAUUGAAUGCACUCAAACCAAUCGAUGCCAAAGCAUUAAUUUCUACGCUAGGCAGUCGAUCUCAUAUUGUUAAAAUGGCGACGGAUUUGGGCGCUAAAUUUGACAAAUUAGUAUUCGAUCGUAAGAUCAAAUGGAAAAAACCUCAACCAAAAGAAUUUGCUCUAUUGCGGAAUGGUAGUGUCACUGAUUCGGAAAGUAUCAACGCUAUAUACAAUACGGUUCUUCAGCUUGAAAAAAAUGGUAAGAAUAGAAAAUAUAACAAAGUCUAUUACCUACGUAUUGUUAUUGUUUGUAGCACGGUUGGUUUUUCACUCUACACCACCACAAUCGCCGCCCGAAUCACCACUGCACUUCAGAUUUUAAGAAAAAAAAGACUUAUAUACAUUUAAACUACACAGGAUGUUCUAUAGCUCGGUUCAAAAUAAAAAUUGUGUACAUCUUUUAACGUGCCAUAAAAAAAUGAGGUAUAUUUUCUUAGAUGCUAGAAAAUAGUUUCAAUAUUUCAUUCAUAAGCGAAAACUUUUCAGAGUUUAUUCAAAAUUGUUACCAUUUACUUUAAUACAGAAAAUUAGCCUUUGACAAUUUCUUGAAUUACUUUUGGGCAAUGUUCCCUAAAUAAUGAAAAACUUUCGAACUUCUAUUUUGAUUAGGUUUGACAAUCGCGAAAAAAGCAAUUAUCAGUUAUUUUGAUGAAACAUGAGCAUAAAAUACAAGUUUGGUUUUCCACUAUAAUUUUAUCUGAUUAUUCGUAGGGCUGUUGCAUUCAUGAGUCAAUUUGCUCGUCGCUUUAAUGGCGUGGUGUGACAGACAGGUUUGAACCCAGUUCGUACUCGCUAUGUAUAUUUUCACUCAUAUCGCAUAACUACUAACUCGCCACGUAAACAAGGUAAUGGGUAAACGCUAUUAACAAUAGGUCAUUGUCAUCUUAAUUCAACACAGAGAAACCAACACACUGAAGCAUUCUUUUGUCAUAUUAUUGCUAUGGAUUGAAUUUAAACAAGGACUCGAUUAAUGAAACAUGUUGAUUUUGACAGAAUGCAACUGUUUUCUUGCAUCACAUUGCAUGAUUUAUCAUACUUUCACUGGCUAUUAUAAGACAAUGAUGCGCUCCCACGCACUUACGUCCAUCAUUUCCCCAGUCAAGUAUAUCGUCAGUUGUCACUUGCCACAUUUGUAUUUGUGCUUCUGUUGACGAUCUGUUUAUAAAAGAUUAACAAGAAAACAAAUAAUUUGAGCAGUAGUAGAAAACAAGACAACAAGAUAGAAAUUUUUCAAACUUGAUAUGUAGACUACCAACAUACAGAGAUUUGGAUUUUGAAAACAAACAAAGAAACAAAUGAGACAAACAGUUGGAGAAAAAAUCUCAGCGCAUGAUUUCAGAGACUCGAGAGAGAGAAAAAAAAUUAGAUGAAACUCGUUAGAUUAAGUACUUUGACUCCUAUUGGAUUCAAAAUUGAAAAAUUAUCAAUGCAUAA